Molecule: messenger RNA, 673 nt
Organism: Microtus ochrogaster (prairie vole)
Lineage: Eukaryota; Metazoa; Chordata; Mammalia; Rodentia; Cricetidae
Gene: Dynlrb1
Product: dynein light chain roadblock-type 1
Biological process (GO): microtubule-based movement
Cellular component (GO): cytoplasmic dynein complex
Source: RefSeq, a predicted model, not a curated record
CAGAGUACUGUGCGCAGGCUCAGAAGGGCGGGGACCGCGCUGAGCGUCGGCGACUCGGAGCUGCUGGAUCGGUCCGAGAUGGCGGAGGUGGAGGAAACACUCAAGAGACUUCAGAGCCAGAAAGGAGUGCAGGGAAUCAUCGUGGUGAACACUGAAGGCAUUCCCAUCAAGAGCACCAUGGACAACCCCACUACUACACAAUAUGCCAACCUCAUGCACAACUUCAUCUUGAAGGCACGGAGCACUGUGCGUGAAAUUGACCCCCAGAAUGACCUAACCUUCCUUCGAAUUCGCUCCAAGAAGAAUGAAAUUAUGGUUGCACCAGAUAAAGACUAUUUCCUGAUUGUGAUUCAGAAUCCAACCGAAUAAACCACCAUCUCAGCUUCCUAUGUCAUUCCUUAAUUUAAUGUCCCCCAGAAUAAGUGUUAAUCAUGUCAGUGGGCACGUGGUGGUUGCCUGAGAGCCCAUGUAGACCAUGCCAUUGAUCAAGGGUAGCUCUGCCCACCCCAACAAGGAAUCCAGUCAGUUCCUGGGAAAGCUGGAUCUCAUUUCCAGGCUUCGGGAGUAAGAGCUUAUGAUAAGCCCACACCCAGCUUCCUUCUGACCUUCAGUUCACUUUGUCACCUUUGGAAAGCCUGCUUUUUUCUUUUACUAAAAAUAACUUCAAAACCUG